This is a messenger RNA of Rhineura floridana, 3795 nucleotides long. It is a transcript of the gene APBA2, whose product is annotated as amyloid beta precursor protein binding family A member 2. Gene Ontology annotation, biological process: chemical synaptic transmission. The record is from RefSeq and is a predicted model, not a curated record. Gene Ontology annotation, cellular component: plasma membrane; cytoplasm; dendritic spine. The coding region runs from base 179 to 2416 and encodes 745 amino acids. The transcript has 13 exons. Gene Ontology annotation, molecular function: protein binding; amyloid-beta binding. Lineage: Eukaryota; Metazoa; Chordata; Lepidosauria; Squamata; Rhineuridae.
CCGGUCUGCUUCUCCAGGCCGUCUGCAAGGAGGCAGGUUCCUUCCUCGGGGGAGGACGAAGCACCCCAGCGUUGCCAGAAGCAAGACAGAGGAAAGGGAACAAUCCAGAGCAGACUGAGAGAGAGGAUCCUGAACUGAAGCCAUUCCUUAGAAAUGAUUGUCAUGUAAGUCGUCAGCCAUGGCGAACAGGAAAUGUCAAAGCACUACAGCUGGCAUGCUGGAUCACCGGGCAAGAGCUUGUCCUAUCUCGUCUCAUGGCAGGGAGGCUGAAAGUGAGGAAAAUCACUUGCCCGUGGAAGACUAUGUGGCAAAGGUGGUGGAGGUGAUACCUCCCAGGCAAGGCAGCCCUCCUCUAGCAGAGCACGAGUGCAAUGAUAACAGCGGAGAUGGGGAUGGAGACUCGAGUUCCGAUUAUGUCAACAACACUUCUGAAGAGGAGGAUUAUGAUGAGGGCCUCCCAGAGGAAGAAGAAGGGAUUACCUACUACAUCCGAUACUGCCCAGAGGACGAUGGUUACCUGGAAGGAAUGGACUGCAGCGGGGAAGAGUACAUCCCCCGUGAAGAACUUCCGGUUGAGACGGAUGAGUGUCAAGAAGCUGUAGAGGAAGCGGAAUGGGCCGAAACAAAAAUACAGCACCAGGAUGAAUGUGAAGCUACAGAAGCUGCAGGCUACCAUGAUGGUUGCAUUCAGAUAUUGGGAGGUGAGGUGUCAUGUCUGGAGAUCCAAGACCAAGAGGAAAACAUCCAGUAUUGCCAUCAAAGCGAAGAGGUCUGCCAGGGUUACUGCUCUCCCGAAGCCAAUGGAAAUUCCCACGGGGUGUCUCCUUACCAUUCUGGGAAGGAAGAGGCUGAGCUAGAAGAGCAGGAGGAAGAUAUCGACCAGAUUGUAGCUGAGAUUAAAAUGAGUAUGAGCAUGAGCAGCAUCAACAGCGCAUCGGAAAUGAGCCCAGAGCACGAUGGGACUGAAAACGUGCCAAAUGACUAUGCAGAGACUUGUCCAAAAGGAGACUCUGGCCAUGGCUCCAACAGGCAUCCAGGAAGGCCAAAGUCACUGAACAUCCCCCCUGCAUCGAAGCAAGCGGGAGAUGUACCCAGAGGCUUCAAAACCAAGUCGAGAACUCCAGAGGAAAGGCAGACGUGGCCACAAGAACAGGUGUGCAAUGGGUUAGAUCAGCCUCGGAAGCAGCAGCGUUCAGAUCUCAAUGGACCUAUGGACAACAACAAUAUGCCAGAGACAAAGAAAGUGUCUUCCUUCCCAAGUUUUGUUGAUGUUCCAGGGCCUUGUGAACCCGAAGACCUCAUUGAUGGCAUCAUCUUUGCAGCCAAUUACUUGGGCUCCACGCAGCUGCUCUCAGAGCGCAACCCCUCCAAAAACAUCCGAAUGAUGCAAGCCCAGGAAGCGGUGAGCCGCGUCAAGAGCUCCGAGGGAGAUUCCCAGGCUUUGACAGAAGUGGAUCUGUUCAUCUCUACCCAGAGGAUCAAAGUCCUGAAUGCAGAUACACAGGAAACCAUGAUGGACCAUGCGCUGCGCACAAUCUCCUACAUUGCCGAUAUAGGUAAUAUUGUUGUUUUGAUGGCAAGGCGCCGAAUGCCCCGGUCGGCUUCGCAGGACUGUAUUGAAACGACUCCCGGGGCACAGGAAGGAAAGAAACAAUACAAGAUGAUCUGCCACGUCUUCGAAUCAGAGGACGCUCAGCUGAUAGCCCAGUCAAUUGGCCAAGCCUUCAGCGUGGCAUACCAGGAGUUCCUCAGGGCCAACGGCAUAAACCCGGAGGACCUUAGCCAGAAGGAGUACAGUGACAUCAUCAACACCCAGGAGAUGUAUAAUGACGAUCUGAUCCAUUUCUCCAACUCGGAGAACUGCAAAGAGCUGCAGAUAGCCAAGCAGAAGGGUGAGAUUCUCGGAGUGGUAAUUGUGGAGUCUGGCUGGGGGUCCAUUUUGCCCACGGUGAUCCUGGCCAACAUGAUGAAUGGGGCCCCGGCAGCUCGCUCGGGGAAGCUCAGCAUCGGGGACCAGAUUAUGUCCAUUAACGGGACCAGCCUUGUUGGGCUUCCCCUGGCAACGUGUCAAGGAAUCAUCAAGGGUCUCAAGAAUCAGACACAAGUGAAGCUGAACAUUGUCAGCUGUCCUCCAGUCACCACCGUCCUUAUAAAGCGUCCCGACUUGAAAUACCAGUUGGGCUUCAGUGUGCAGAACGGAAUUAUCUGCAGCCUGAUGCGAGGUGGGAUAGCAGAGAGAGGCGGCGUCAGGGUUGGUCAUCGCAUCAUUGAGAUCAACGGUCAGAGUGUCGUUGCCACUGCUCAUGAGAAGAUUGUACAAGCUUUGUCAAACUCUGUGGGAGAGAUUCAUAUGAAGACUAUGCCUGCAGCAAUGUUCCGGUUGCUAACUGGACAAGAGACACCACUGUAUAUCUAACAGGAGGAUGCUUCUCUCAUCAAAAGAACUGAACAAUCCCACUCAUACGAGAACCUUCAAGAGGAAUUUUGUAUUUUGUAGGAAUAGAAAGGGUUUGAACUGAUUCCUGGAUAUAUUCUGGAAAUUCAAUGGAUGCAACUUCUUUGCCUUUUUUUCUUUAGUCUCUCUCUCUCUCUCUCUCUCUAUGUUGCCAAAAGGUGAAUCUGUUACUUAUGGAACAAUAACCACUGACACCACCUUUCUAAUACAUGGAAGUAUUUUGCAACAUCGUCUACAAAGCCCUUUCCCCAUUGAGGUUGAUGAGGAUAGGGUGACAUCCACCACAAAUGUCUCCUGUGCAAACCCUACUAACAUGUUGUCUGGGACACAGGUGCAGCCGUGUGGCCUGCGCAGUCUCCCUUGCUGGCGGAUCGUGCUUGUAAUAUUUAUUUAAACAUUGAUUGUGGCAUGUCCAUCAUGUGUAUACAUGUCUGCCAUGUUUAAACAACAUGGCAAAGGUGAAUAUGUCUGCAGAAACAGAACCCUUUAAAAUAAUGGUUGCCUAAAAUUCACGUCUGACUGCAAAAUGUGGAACGGUGAGUGAGGGCAAAGCAGUUUUGAAAUGACCAAGAAUGUAUGCAGUUCUAAUUGGGGCUUGAAGUGGGGGAGUGUUUGAUGCUAAUCAAAAGAAAAGCUACUGUUGUCUUUGGUAUUCUUAUUGACAAGUGUAACGUGUUAACGAGUUUUGACGAGAUGUGACUUUAAAUGUGAAACCGGAACAAGGGGAUUUGGCGUGGGUGGGGGUGAUGGGGAGGAGAAAGUUCUUUUUUUAAAAAAAAAAAUAAUAAUCCAAAAAUACACAAAAUAAAAAGAAUUGCCACAAUAUGAAUGCUGAAUAUUUAUUUAGAUGAAGUACAUUUAUGGUUUGGAGACUGAAGAUUUUUUAAUGACUGAAAUUGUCCCUGCAGAUUUGUGUUCAGGGAGAACUGUACAUGGGAAUCCUAGUUUUAACAUCCCACGACCUUUGGUUGUUCUUGAGUUUACUUCAGGAAAGCCAUGCUUAAAUAAUUUUUAAGUCUAAUCUUUGGGGCUUUUCCCCCCGAGCCAACAUGUGGUCUGAAUAAGAACAGGAGCUGCAAGUGGAGAGUCCUUGCCAUCAACAGUAUUAGAAUUUGUGGAGAUGAUAAACCAAGUAAAGAGUAAUGUUGUGUUUCUUACGAGAUAAAUGUCAACUCCUGUGACUUUUUUGUCUUGAUUUCUGUCCCUCUUUCGCUCUUCCCUUUUGGCCAAGGCCUUGAAGCAAAACACACUGUGACUACAGAAGCCUUACCACGCAGUAACAAAAAGCUUUAGGGUUACUGUACUUCAAGGAGUAAUGCCGUAGAUCUCUUGUUGCAUGC